Messenger RNA from Phaeoacremonium minimum UCRPA7, 1356 nucleotides. Its product is annotated as putative fasciclin domain family protein. Bases 1 to 1356 code for a protein of 451 amino acids. Gene Ontology annotation, biological process: macroautophagy. The record is from RefSeq and is a predicted model, not a curated record. Gene Ontology annotation, cellular component: fungal-type vacuole membrane. NCBI's taxonomy places the organism in Eukaryota, Fungi, Ascomycota, Sordariomycetes, Togniniales, Togniniaceae. The transcript is spliced from 2 exons.
AUGAAGGUUGCUGGCAUCCUCCCUCUUACGGCCUUGGCCGCUGCGUUCGUGCUCCCUGAACCUGAGGUGUUCAGCCAGGUCGCCAUCGAAGACCAUCGAGCUGAUGAUGCUUCAUGGUGGGACAAAAUCCCAACCAAGGACUCUAUUGUUUCAACUCUCGAGGAUGGCAUCGAUUCCUUGUCUGCAGGGGUCGAGACCUUUGUUGAAUCCAUUGACCGGAAGUUCCGAGAUGGUUUCGAGCAGGCUUUCGUCAAUGAGGAGGACGAGGAUGAUGACACCAUUGAUAUUGAGAUUGCAGACCGGCCCAAGCAUGGCCACCACCACCAUAGCUUCAACUUAACCAUAUAUGAGAUCAUCUCCAAGAGCAACCAUACAAAGAAGUUUGUGGAGCUCGUCAAUGAAUACGACGACAUUGUCGACCUUCUCAACAGCACGACGGCUAACUACACGUUAUUUGUGCCUGUUGACUCGGCAUUUGAGCACAUCCCCGAUGACAAAAAGCCAAGCAAGGAAUUUGUGGAGAGUGUGCUCAAAUAUCACAUUGGUCUAGGACUAUACCCUGCUGGCCGCAUCUUGAAGACACACACCUUACCGACGGCCUUGAAUGAGAGCUGGCUCGGUGACAAGCCCCAGCGCCUCCGAACGAGCGUUGGCUUGCUGUCGGGGAUUCGCGUAAACUUUUACAGCAAGGUUGUCGUUGCAAAUGUGGGGGCUAAGAACGGUGUCAUUCAUGCAGUGAAGAGCAUCCUCGUCCCACCUCCACCGGUUGGUCGUGAGCUCAGUCUGCUGCCAAGCGAGUUCUCAACGCUUCUCCUGGCGUACGAGAAGACGGAUUUCGUCAAGUUUAUCCACGGCGUCAAAAUCACUGGCAGCACCGUGUUUGCACCAAGCAAUGAUGCUUUUAGCAAGCUGGGGCCACGUGCCAAUGCCUUCCUUUUCAACACCGAGAAGGGCCUAAAAUUCUUGACCGCUCUUCUUAAGUAUCAGAUUGUUGCCAAUACGACACUGUACAGCGAUGCAAUCUACGAGUCGGAGGGAGAAGCGGAGGUGGAUACCUCUAAGCAUUAUCACAUCGACCUCCCUUCGCUGUUGGGCGGCAAGAACAUCGCAGUUGACGUGACGAAGUGGGGAGGAUUCACGAAGAUCAAGCUCAAUGGCUGGGUGCCGGUUGUCCUGCAGGACGGCAUUGCGAAGAACGGUGUCAUCCAAGUGGUUGGACGUGUGCCGAUCCCGCCGCACAAGCACCACAAGGAAGAGGAGAAUGAUGGGGAAAUCGAGGUUGAGGAUCUGAUUGAGAGACUAGCAGACUACGUUGAUGAGGAGGAGGACUCAAAGCCGGAGCUGGGUGACCUCUGA